Messenger RNA from Trematomus bernacchii (emerald rockcod), 1350 nucleotides. RefSeq lists its product as uncharacterized. NCBI's taxonomy places the organism in Eukaryota, Metazoa, Chordata, Actinopteri, Perciformes, Nototheniidae. The transcript is spliced from 3 exons. The record is from RefSeq and is a predicted model, not a curated record. The coding region runs from base 112 to 762 and encodes 216 amino acids.
UCGUCAUUCAAAAUAGGCAACAACCGGAAGAAAGAGAAGAAGAACAGACUGUGAUAUAAACAAACAGCAAAUAGCGGGUGUGUUCCAUUUUCAGUCUUGUCCAUUGAAAACAUGUAUCGUGCGGCACUGGGGAUAUCAGCCAUUGGAGUGUUGCUUGUGCAACACAUUAUCAAGAAACAGUAUCUCAAGAGGCAGAAGCGACGAAUUACGAGAAACCGCACUAAAUGGGUGAAAUCGUGGAUACUGCAGCGAGAGGCUCAUGGGACUUUCCCGAACCUGUGUCGAGAGCUGGAGUUACAUGAAAAGCCAGAUUUCCGAAAUUUUGCUCGGCUUUUUCCUGUUCAGUUCCACAUGGUGGAGGAACUCCUCACUCCAAUCAUCCAGAGGGAAAACACGAACUACCGGGAUUGCAUCUCCGUGGGGACACGUUUGAUGGUUACGCUGCGAUUUUUGGCAACAGGGGAAAGCUUCAGGAGCCUUUCCUACCAGUUCAGAGUGGGAGUGUCAACCAUCCGGCAAUUCGUUCCAGAGACCUGUACAGCCAUCUACGAGGUUUUAAAAGAGAAAUACCUGAAGUGCCCAGACACAGUGGAAGAGUGGCAGCAAGUAGCUGAUGGAUUCCAGGCUCAGUGGAACUUCCCAAACUGCCUAGGUGCCCUGGAUGGGAAACACAUCAACAUCCGCCCCCCUCCAAGAACUGGAUCAACCUACUACAACUACAAACAUACAUUUUCCAUUGUGCUAAUGGAAUCAUCAGUUUGAUGAUGAAGAAACCAUCACGUCUGAAAGGCUACAUGUGAAUAGAGGGGCAGAAAACCGUCUUGGAUAUUUACAUUUCAAUCUUGAAGUACUUGACUCUUAGUCCUGCAACUUCAUACUUAUGCUCCACAACAGUUUGAUGAUGAAGAAACCAUCACGUCUGAAAGGCUAUAUGUGAAUAGAGGGGCAGAAAACCGUCUUGGAUAUUUACAUUUCAAUCUUGAACAAAGAACAGCGGUAGACAGUAUGUGAUGUACUUAGACACUGUACUUAAGGACAAUGUUGAAGUACUUGAGACUAAUCCUGCAACUUUAAGGCCCUGCUCCACUCCCAUUCAGUGUACUUUAUACUGCUCACUUAACUUUGAAGAUUCUGAACACUACAAAAUGUAAUCAAGACAUAUUUUAUCAUGUAUUAUUAUAGGUUAAGAUAAAAUGUUAUUGAUCCCAUGGUGAAUUUCCUAAGCUACCCAGCAGUAUAUGAUGUAAUUUAAAUCAGCUCCUCCACUUCAGCUCUCUGAAGCAGAAAUAAAUCAUUCUAUGUUGUGUAAUGGCUGUAGUAUGAAGGUACGAAAUAAAGUUUUGCAGUUUA